ACCCCCACGACGAAUACCUUUUCCGCCCGUUGCUUGCGACCAUGGCAGACGAAAAACCCACCGAGUACGUCACGUUGGUAUCCAACGACGGCUACGAAUUCAAGCUGUUGCGUUCUGCAGCAUGCAUAGCAGGAACAAUCAAGAAGGCGCUGGACCCCAUGUCUGGCUUCCGAGAAAAUGCACAGAAUCGCGUAGAUCUACCGACCAUCAAUGGUGUUGUACUCGAGAAGGUCUGUGAGUACCUGUACUACAACCAGAAGCAUGCGGAGAGCAAAGACGUCUCGGAUAUGGACAUACCGCCUGAGCUGUGCUUGGAGCUGCUGAUUGCUGCUGAUUACCUCGAUGUAUGAAAUAUGGGACUAUCGUACACCGUCACUAGAACCAUUCACAAGCGCCAUGCUGUAAGAAUAUCUGCGCUCGAGCAUACGACUACCAUACUCGAAGACUACGUCAUCAGGUAGUAUGAUGAGGGAUGCUUAGCGGGCAGUCGAAGUCUCGCCAUACAUAGCGGCCUGCCAACAGAAGACUUCGGUGUCAACUCUGACGAAUGCCGAUAAAUUAAUUAAACUACAAUACUCUAUGUUUUCA
This is a messenger RNA of Bipolaris maydis ATCC 48331, 588 nucleotides long. Its product is annotated as BTB/POZ protein. Gene Ontology annotation, cellular component: elongin complex. Gene Ontology annotation, biological process: ubiquitin-dependent protein catabolic process. The record is from RefSeq and is a predicted model, not a curated record. Gene Ontology annotation, molecular function: protein-macromolecule adaptor activity. Lineage: Eukaryota; Fungi; Ascomycota; Dothideomycetes; Pleosporales; Pleosporaceae.